Macadamia integrifolia is the source of this 1596-nucleotide messenger RNA. RefSeq names its product glycosyltransferase BC10-like. The record is from RefSeq and is a predicted model, not a curated record. The coding region runs from base 276 to 1430 and encodes 384 amino acids. Gene Ontology annotation, cellular component: membrane. Gene Ontology annotation, molecular function: glycosyltransferase activity. The transcript has 10 exons. NCBI's taxonomy places the organism in Eukaryota, Viridiplantae, Streptophyta, Magnoliopsida, Proteales, Proteaceae.
AGAAUUGGAAGUCUAAAAAUUCUACGAGAUCGUCGCCCGUGAUGAGUUCAAUCGAAACACGUAAACAAACACACACAGCUCCAAUGUGUGCGGUUUCCGCCACACUUUUUAAAUGCUUUGCUCCAAAUCUUCCCUCCACUCUCCUUCCAAUGUAAGUAGCAAACCAAACAAUUCCCUCUCUCUCUCUCUGGUUUUCUCCGAAUCAUCCAUUUUUUCGAAGGAAAUAGGGUUUGUUAAUCGUUAAUGGUCUACCAGGAAGAGGUUUCGAGUAAGUCAUGACGAAGAAGAGGCCUGCGUUCACAGUUCGUUACAUCUUCUGGGUGGGAUCGAAGCUCGUGAUUUCUCUCUCGCUUGUGCUCUGUUUCUUUGUUCUUCUUAACCUUGAUUCGCAAUCGAUGCAACCGUUCUCGAUAACUCAUGCUCUUAGAUCUCGUAACUUGGAUGAGCAAUUCUCUGGAACUUCGAAGAUCGCUUUCUUAUUCCUUGUGCGAAGGGACCUCCCCCUCGAUUUUAUUUGGGAAACUUUCUUUCAGAAUGCAGAUGCGGCGAACUUCUCAAUUUAUAUUCAUUCAGAGCCUGGUUUGGUUUUUGAUGAAUCGACGACGGGAUCACCUUUCUUUUACGGUCGACAGCUGAACGAGAGCGUUAAGGUAAUGUGGGGAGAGUCGAGUAUGAUCGAGGCAGAGAGGUUAUUGAUCGGAGCAGCUCUUAAAGACCCUGCAAAUCAGAGAUUUAUUCUCCUCUCCGAUAGUUGUGUACCUUUGUACAACUUCAGCUACAUAUACAAUUAUGUGAUGUCUUCGCCAAGGAGUUUCAUGGACAGCUUUCAUGACACAAAGGAACUUGACACGAAGGAAGGUCGUUACAAUCCAAAGAUGUCACCUGUAAUACCAAGGGAUAAAUGGCGAAAAGGAUCUCAGUGGAUUACAUUAGUUCGGGAAGAUGCAAGGGUUGUGGUAGAUGAUGAUAUUAUCUUUCCAGUCUUCAAGAGAUUCUGCAAGCGAAGGCCACCCAUAGACACCAGAAAGGGAAAGCAGAAUCUUAAUUUGCAGAAACAGCAUAAUUGUAUCCCAGACGAACACUAUGUACAGACAUUACUGUCAAUUUGUGAGCUUGAAGGUGAACUUGAAAGGAGAACAUUAACCUACACCUUAUGGAACCAGUCCACAACAAACAUGGAAGGGAAAGCUUGGCAUCCUGUAACAUUUAACUACGCAAACGCAGGCCCUCAACAAAUAAAAAAAAUAAAGGAAAUCAAUCAUGUGUACUAUGAGAAUGAUUACCGAACAGAAUGGUGUCGUACCAAUUCUACAUUUGUCCCCUGCUUCCUGUUCGCGAGGAAGUUUUCACCUGGUGCUGCUAUGCACCUUUUGAACCAGGGAGUGGUGGGUUACUUUGAUGCUACUGCAGUGCUAGACGUGCCAUUGUGAUUGUCCUUGGUGCACUAAUGCUCAUCUUUUAACAAUAGGCCUGACCCUUCUUCAUAUGUAGUCUAUUGCAGAGUCUCUAAUUUGUAGUGAGGCACCCAUCAGAGGUUUACAUGAAUUUUACAUUAUAUGAUGUAUACAGAACAGUUUUUGACACUGCUCAUAAAAA